AUGGGUAAUAACCCUGUCUUUGCUGUGACAGUGUUCUUCAUCUGCUUCCGAGAAUGCCUCGAGACAACAGUGGUUGUAUCUGUCUUGCUUGCAUUCCUGAAGCAGACAUUGGGCGCAGAGGAAGAUCGUGCGACCUAUAAAAGGCUGGUGAAACAAGUCUGGUUAGGAUGUGGCCUAGGAUUGUUCAUUUGCCUUGCAGUUGGCUGCGGUAUGAUCGGUGCUUUCUACGGCCUUGGAACCGACACUUUCUCCAGCACUGAGAAUAUCUGGGAAGGUGUCUUGGGUAUCAUUGCUUCUCUAAUCAUCACCAUCAUGGGCGCAGCUCUGCUUCGAGUCUCUAAGCUGCAGGACAAGUGGCGCAUGAAGCUAGCCAAAGCUUUGGCGCAUGAAAACAACCCCAAUGAGUCGCGCAAGGGCCGUGUCAAGAGAUGGCUAGAGAAAUAUUCUAUGUUCAUCUUGCCUUUUAUUACCGUGCUGCGCGAGGGUCUGGAAGCUGUCGUCUACGUUGGUGGAGUUGGGCUGGGACUGCCUGCUUCUUCGUUUCCAUUGGCGGUGUUUUGCGGUCUUGCCGCAGGGUUCUUGGUUGGAUAUCUGAUCUACAAGGGUGGUCGUGAGACUUCGAUGCAGAUUUUCUUGGUCAUUUCUACCUGCUUCCUCUACCUUGUUGCCGGUGGUCUGUUGUCGCGUGGUGUUUGGUACUUAGAAAACAACACUUGGAACAAGAUUGUUGGAGGCGACGCUUCCGAGACUGGAUCUGGUGCAGGAUCAUACGACAUCCGACAAAGCGUGUGGCACGUUAAUUGCUGCAACCCCCUAAUUGGUGGUGGUGGAGGCUGGGGUAUCUUCAACGCCUUGCUCGGAUGGACCAAUUCAGCGACCUAUGGCUCGGUGAUCUCAUACAAUCUGUACUGGGUUUGUGUCAUAGUCGGCUAUGGCUUGAUGUUCUACCGUGAGCGUCGGGGUGCUAUCCCAGUUUUGGACCCAGCGAUGAACAAAGUUGCAGGUUACAAGGCAAGAUCCAGGGCAUUUAUCCUCCGCCGACCUCUCGAAGAGCCAGCUCCUGUCGAGGCGAGCGGUGCUAUUGAGCACACUAUUACGGAAAAGAAGGGCUCUGGACCUGGAAUUUCUACCUUUGUCAAGCCUGCUGAUGCAUGA
Messenger RNA from Penicillium canescens, 1155 nucleotides. Its product is annotated as FTR1 family protein. Gene Ontology annotation, cellular component: high-affinity iron permease complex; plasma membrane. Gene Ontology annotation, biological process: iron ion transmembrane transport. Bases 1 to 1155 code for a protein of 384 amino acids. Gene Ontology annotation, molecular function: ferrous iron transmembrane transporter activity. Lineage: Eukaryota; Fungi; Ascomycota; Eurotiomycetes; Eurotiales; Aspergillaceae. The transcript is spliced from 4 exons. The record is from RefSeq and is a predicted model, not a curated record.